GAGCUGAAAUUAGAAACAACAAAAUGGCUCCUCUCAUUCUGAAUAAAUUUUGUUGUUUCAGCCUCGAGCAAGCGACUCGAGGAGCUCCGAUUUAUGUCAUUUGUGCAGGGACCAUAGCCUUAUUUCUUUUGAUCCUAGAUCAAGUGGCGGCUGGUGUGGAUGGCUUUGAGAUAGAGGGAGGCUUCAAGUCAUGGUGGAGAGUGCUCAUUUGGAAACAAUGGCUGGCGUGCGACAUCGUUAUGAUCUGUGCCCAUAUCGCCCUGAUCGUGAUGUCUGCCAUGCUGAUCUACGCCAUCCGUCCCAGUCGCCCCAUCUACAAACGGCUGGCAACACUAAGAGCCUGGUUUGCGGUGAUGAUCUGUUACACGAUAACAGAGGUGGCUAUUGGCACCUAUCAGUACAGCUGGUACGGAAAGAACAGUUUUAGACGACCUUAUCUUUGUUUUACCAUUUUCUUCUUCACCAUCCGAAUGGUUUCAAAUAUUCUGUGUUGUAUCGUGGUGAAAUCACGCGUGGAAGAAAUCCGUGAGAUCUUGCACCGUCCGGUAGAGAAGAGCACCUCUCAGCAGCUCUACCCUAUGGAUUACCAUGAUUACCGUGAUUACCCGUACUAUGAUGACCCAGAAGAGAAUGAGAAACACUAUUAUGACCCACAGCACCCUCCUCAUCAUGACCCAUCUCAUGAGAAAACAAGCGAUUCUGUUGUUUAAGGCCAUGAGGUCAGAAUUCAGUAUCUCAUAGGCCCAAGUUAGCACUGCUUGCCAAAAUGGGCUACUACUGCUCCUACUAGUUGUUGAGAAUGUCUUGAAGAUGGUAAAAUCUUCUCAUAUUCCUCUCAUUUGUAUGCCAGUUAUCAAACUCAACUUGGUUGCACAUGUGACUUCAGUUUGCCUGUCUGUGCGACCAAAUGAUUCAAUGUCUUCAUACUUUUGUAGAUAUGUGUGAUCUGAUUUUUAUCUUUGUAGAUGGAACUUUGAUCACUGUAACUGUAUCCCAUACAUUUGUAUUGUACCAUAAUGACCUCGAUUAGCUUUACUCUGUAUCCAAGACUCUGCUGUCUACAGAAACGUGUGUUUUUGCUAAAAUAUCUGGUCAUUAAUCAAACAUUUAAAUUUAAAUUUCCAGACCAAUGGACCUCAUGUCGUGAAAUUGCAAUGAAAUUUUAGAUCAGCUUUUGAUACCAUGUGCUUGUCGCUGAAUGUCAGUCACUUCCUCCAGGAUUUUUGUGGGUUUGGGCAUUGAAAUGCUUACUUAGAUCGAGUUGGAUGGAAGAGCCAAGAGGUGAAUGCUGGGAUUUUAUAUAUGGAUCUGUCUUCCAGGGCAGAGGGAUAAAAUGAUUGAGUGUUGGUUUGUGCCAAAGAUGAAGAGAGAAGCAAAAAGUAUUUUUAUCGAAAGUGACCAAAAAGACUGUUUAAUCGCUGUUUUCUGUUGUAUUUAUAGUUAUUUUGUACUGUUGUGUUAACUUAGCCAUUGUCUGGGUAUUCUCAAGGGCUGAAGCGAUCUUGGUUGAAGUUGAUUUCGGUCUGAAAUCGUCACAUUAACACAUGACUAGUGCUAUAACUGGAUUGUAACACAGUCCCCUUCUCUCUGUUAUGAUACUUCAGCCUUAUACCGGAGUAGUGACAUUGAUAGACCUUACGAGAUCAGCUCCAGUCCUCAAGCAAUACCAUUGAUGAUCAUGUCCUCUUGUAUCCUAUCUUUUCAUUCACAUGUUGUACUUCAUUUAUAUUAGUCCUUGUGUUGUGUACUUUUCUCAGUUCUGCAUGUUUGAGAACUAACUUGUUGUUUGGGCACUGGCACCUCAUAACUUCUCCUUGCAUGCACUGUGUUUUAUACCCAGCUUAAUAUCCAUCCGCUAUAAAGAAACUUACGUUUAAAAGUGCAAUAGAUUUCCUGCGCCUUCUUUACAUAGCAGUACAUUGCAAAAACCCUUUGCAUUUGAAUAAAAAGUAUUGUUUGAAUUUGGCUCGUUUCAGAUCUUGGCGAUAAUUGUGGUGAAUUCUCGCAUUCACGAGAUAAAGGCCAUCGUCAUGGCUCCGGUAGACAAGAAGAUGCUCUAUAACAUUGACGGAUGGGCGUCGACGCAGAGUGGGUUGGAACGCGAGUCAUUGUUUUAAUGACACAACCAAGUUCGAUUUGAAAAUGAAUGUUCAUUUAUCAGUGGCUGACAUGUAAUUCUGUAUAUCUUCCCUUCUAGAGUUCCUAAAACUUGACCAAAAUAUGAGAUGAACAAAUUCUUGAAUUCUUGACACCAGACAGAAGUAUGAACACUUUUCAUCCACCUAUACACUCGGCUGUUAGCCCAAAUUUUGUACAUUGUGUACCACUACUAGCCUCUUGUCAGCUUCUGAGUAAUGACUGCACAUUUUAUUGUUACCCGACAUAUUUUAAAGUUAAGAUUACCACUUCUUUACUCAGUUUGAUGAACAUAAAAGAAGUUAUUACGAUUUUGAACCUGUAUUGUGUAUAUUUUGUACCCGAGAAUAUAAUGAUUUUGAUAAUAUUAUAGCCAGAGUAGUCAGGAUAAUCGGUCGAGAUGACUUGGGUUUUUGCCUUGUAAUAAGCAUGCAGACAGAGAUGCCCAGUGCCCAGAAUAGCCCGAUUUAAUAUCAGUUUUGGACAGUCGUGCAGAGACACCACUUCACAGAAAAAAUGAAUGUGUGAUGUACAGAAGUUAUAAUUUCAGUCGAAUCAUUCUACCUUGUGUAGUCAAACACAUUUCUAAUUUGGUGUGUCUGACUGUCACUGGUUGGGAUGUAGUCACAGCCCUCACUUCUUCAUUUCCUCAGAACCAUUCCUUCUGUCUACAGAAACAUCCAAUUUCGUCCAUUUCACUUGUACAUUCCUGUAUUUUAUGAGCAACUCUUGCGUCCAGAUGUAUAGAAUGAGUUGUCACAUGACUUGGAGAGUGACAGCUUUGUCUUAGCUAGUGUACAUAUCAUGCAUUUAUAUUCUGUGUAAUCUACAUGUAAUGACUUUACGCCAUAUGCAGCAAAUGAUUUCGAAUUGUAAAUGAUUGUAAAUGAUUUGAAUUGAUUGUAAUUUUUAAUGAGAUAGAUGCUUAGAGGCCUUGGUACUAUUCUUUGUGUAUUUGAGUCACUGCAUACAAUAACUCUGUGAACUUUAAAAGCUGCCCAAGGUCUGUUGUUAGGCUUUGUUCCUGGGCCCAAGGCUCAGAUUCAGUUAAGCAUAGCCUUGUUUUGGGCUCAAAGUAACGCGAGGACUGCUCUGCACAAGACUUUGCCGGCAAGAUCAUGUUUUGCUGUCGCUAUUGGGUUCUCUGCAGUACAACUUGAAGAAAAGUGCCACUGACCUCUUCGGCUUGUAAAGCAAAUAUAUCAUAGGUAAUGUCAAUAUUUAAUCUCGCCUUCACUUGAGAGUUAAAGAGACAGGUUUUCUUUUACAUUUGUCAGUACCUUGAAAAGUCCAGACCCUUUUGUUUUGUUUUGCAUGUAACCUGGGUAUAUAUAUCAAGAAAAUGGUUACCAAGAAUGCUAACAUAAAAAUACCAUCUAAAAUCAAUUUUGGUUGCAUGAAAUUAUGACAUUUUAAGCAUUCAAUUCAGCAUGUUUACUUUGCUCUCAACUGAAGAGAAUCAAAGCUUGUAGAAAUACUAUUCUAAAACAUAUCAUUUGUAUGCUUUAUCAUGUAUCAAACUUUUAUAACCGAAUACAAUAUAUUCAUAUUCCA
Molecule: messenger RNA, 3690 nt
Organism: Lineus longissimus
Lineage: Eukaryota; Metazoa; Nemertea; Pilidiophora; Heteronemertea; Lineidae
Exons: 5
Coding region: 24-710 (228 amino acids)
Source: RefSeq, a predicted model, not a curated record